AUGAUGAAAGGGAAACUGACAACGGCAGAUAUCCUAUAUGAUUGCGCGACAUGGUUAUUCAAUAUUAUGCUUGACGUAUUCUUCCGGGAGAUACGUCCAAGAGGGUCACAUAAAAUACCAAAGGAAGGUCCACUGAUAUUUGUGGCUGCUCCUCACGCUAAUCAAUUUGUUGACCCGUUAAUUGUAAUGAGGGAAUGUCAUAGAAGAGUGUCUUUUUUAAUUGCAGCCAAGUCAAUGAGACAAAAAGCUAUCCGAUUCUUUGCCAACAUGGUGCAUGCAAUUCCAGUCGAGCGACCACAGGAUUUAGCUGAAACGGGUAAAGGUCGUAUUCAGUUACUCAACUCGAAGACAGACCCAUUGAGAAUUACAGGCAUCGAUACAAAGUUUACUCAGCAACUGAGACCUACAGAUUCGAUCGUCUUGCCUCGUAGUAGUGGAAAGUUGCAAGUAGCAAAGGUUAUUUCUGAUACAGAGCUUUUGAUAAGUGAACAGAUCAAAGAUAGACGCGCAUUAGAAUUUCUAGUGAAAGAAGGUGGAACAGCCUAUAAAUGCUUACCUCACAUAGACCAAGAUACGGUUUAUGAACGAGUUUACUCUGAGUUAAAUAAUGGACAAUGUAUAACUAUCUUUCCUGAGGGCGGUAGUCACGAUCGUGUAGAGAUGUUACCAUUAAAAGCCGGUGUAACAAUUAUGGCACUUGGUGCUAUGGCCAAGUAUCCUGGGCUGGAUGUAAAGAUUGUCCCUUGUGGGCUCAAUUAUUUUCAUGCACACAAGUUUAGAUCAAGAGCAGUGAUUGAAUUUGGCAAACCCAUCACAAUUUCUCCUGAUCUGGUCGAGCAAUUUAAAAAGGGCGGUCAGGCAAAAAGAGAAGCAUGCUCUUCUUUAUUAGAUACUAUCUUUUAUGCAUUAAAGAGCGUUACAGUCAAUACACCCAAUGAACAAACAUUGAUGGUUAUCCAAGCAGCCCGUCGUUUGUAUAAGCCAGCUCAUCGUCGAUUACAUAUUGCUCAAGUCGUUGAUCUCAACCGUCGCUUUGUCAUUGGAUACAAUCUGUACAAAGAUGAUCCACGUGUGAUUGAUCUUCAACAAAAGGUAUUGGCUUACAAUCAGCUCUUAAAAUACAAUGGCUUGAAAGAUCAUCAAGUGCCGGAAAUUACCAUCAGGAGAUGGAGAACAUUUUUCUUGCUCUGUUAUCGAAUUAUGAUCUUUACUGUCUGGGGGCUGCUUUCGUUUCCAGGAUCGAUUCUCAAUCUUCCCAUCGUGACCACUGCCAAAUUGAUUAGUAUGAAAAAGGCGAAGGAAGCCUUAGCAUCAUCUAGUGUAAAGGUCAGGGCCCGCGAUGUACUGGCUACUUGGAAACUUUUGGUUGGCCUCGUGCUGAUUCCAUCGUUCUACGGAUUAUAUACCCUCAUUGUAUUUUGGUUAUGCUUAAAAGCAGACUACAUAGGCUGGCUACAAAAGAUUCUGUUUCCAGCCAUUACCUGGACACUAUUACCGUUUGUUAGUUACGCCUCCAUGCGAUUUGCUGAGAAUGGCAUUGAAGUCUUCAAGUCACUGCGUCCCUUAUAUGUCGCGUUGAUAGACCCUGACAGUUCAGCUCAUUUACGAGAAAUCCGUGAAAGACUGUCAGAGGAUAUUACCAAGGUCAUUAACGAGAUUGGCCCACUUGUUUUUAGUGACUUUGACCCGAAUAAUGUAUUCAGAAGCGACUCUACAAGUAAAGAGUCUGUAUCAGAACUAGGUUCAGGCGGAAGAACAUUCUCUCAGGUAGCCAAUGAAUUUUUGACAGGCACAGCCAAAGUAUUGAUGGACGACACGAAUAUAUUCAACUGGACAAGACAAGAAGUAGAAGAUCUUACUGCAUCCGAAUCUGAGAACGACUUGCUUUAUCUUUUAGAUAAGGAAGGAUCUCUUCAAACAACCACUUCUGCAAGUGAAACAGAAAAUUUUUACUCUGAGAAGAGAAGACGAAAUAGAUCAAAAAGUUCGAGAAGGGCUAAAUUGGCUUGA
Molecule: messenger RNA, 2010 nt
Organism: Rhizopus microsporus ATCC 52813
Lineage: Eukaryota; Fungi; Mucoromycota; Mucoromycetes; Mucorales; Rhizopodaceae
Product: glycerol-3-phosphate/dihydroxyacetone phosphate dual substrate-specific sn-1 acyltransferase
Exons: 6
Coding region: 1-2010 (669 amino acids)
Biological process (GO): phospholipid biosynthetic process
Cellular component (GO): endoplasmic reticulum membrane
Molecular function (GO): glycerone-phosphate O-acyltransferase activity; glycerol-3-phosphate O-acyltransferase activity
Source: RefSeq, a predicted model, not a curated record